Messenger RNA from Dovyalis caffra, 1113 nucleotides. NCBI's taxonomy places the organism in Eukaryota, Viridiplantae, Streptophyta, Magnoliopsida, Malpighiales, Salicaceae. The record is from the annotation of a GenBank genome assembly.
AUGGGAGCUGAAGCCUUACCCAGGAGUGGAGAGAUUGCUACUGAUGCUGUUGUUGUCGCUUCUCACCCUCUCAUACUUGGUCUACAGCCAGCAGCUCUUGUCGACCACGUGGCACCUGUUGAUUGGUCUUUGCUUGGCAAAAUCCCUGGUGACCGUGGUGGCUCAAUGCCUGUUGCAAUUGAAGAGCUUGAGCAUUUAUUAAAAGAGGUGAAGGAAACUAAGCUUGCUUCCCUGGAUGAAUUACCUCCUAUGAAGACGAUGGCUGGAGGCAGCGUAGCAAAUACUAUUAGAGGACUCAGUGCAGGCUUUGGAGUCUCUUGUGGGAUUAUCGGUGCAUGUGGGGAUGAUGAGCAAGGCAAGUUAUUUGUGAGCAAUAUGAGCUUUAAUGGAGUUAGCCUUUCGAGAUUGAGGAUGAAGCAGGGGCACACAGCUCAGUGCAUUUGCAUGGUUGAUGGAUUAGGCAAUCGUACCAUGCGACCCUGUCUUUCAAGUGCUGUCAAAAUUCAGGCUGGUGAAUUGACCAAGGAGGAUUUUAAAGGCUCCAAGUGGUUGGUGUUGAGAUAUGCAAUAUCCAAUUUGGAAGUUAUUCAAGCUGCUAUUCAGAUUGCAAAGCAAGAGGGUCUUCUUGUCUCAUUGGAUUUGGCCAGUUUUGAGAUGGUUCGAAACUUUAGAUCAGCUCUUCUACAAUUACUGGAGUCUGGGGACAUAGACCUCUGCUUUGCUAAUGAGGAUGAAGCAACGGAGUUGUUGAGGGGUGAACAAAAUUUUGUCCCUGAGGCUGCUGCGGAAUUCUUGGCCAAACAUUGCAAGUGGGCUGUUGUGACUUUAGGUGCUAAUGGUUGUAUUGCAAGGCAUGGAAAAGAGAUUGUCCGAGUUCCAGCUAUCGGGGAAGCAAAGGCUACUGAUGCCACUGGAGCAGGAGACCUCUUUGCAGGCGGGUUUUUAUACGGCCUGGUCAAAGGACUGUCUCUGGAGGAAUGCUGCAAAGCUGGUGCCUGUAGUGGUGGUUCUGUCAUCCGUUCGCUUGGAGGUGAGGUGACCCCAGAGAAUUGGCAGUGGAUGUAUAAGCAGAUGCAGAUCAAGGACCUCCCUCUUCCUGAUCUUCUCCAUUGA